Messenger RNA from Helianthus annuus (common sunflower), 3508 nucleotides. RefSeq names its product kinesin-like protein KIN-5B. Gene Ontology annotation, biological process: microtubule-based movement. The transcript has 23 exons. Lineage: Eukaryota; Viridiplantae; Streptophyta; Magnoliopsida; Asterales; Asteraceae. Gene Ontology annotation, molecular function: plus-end-directed microtubule motor activity; microtubule binding; ATP binding. The record is from RefSeq and is a predicted model, not a curated record. Bases 174 to 3350 code for a protein of 1058 amino acids.
GUAGCCGUUAGCAAAAAACCCAAUUCAAAAACCGCAAUCAAACACACACACACACACACUAAUUUCCCAGAUUCAAAACUUUUCGAUCUCAAAUCACCGUUUAGCUUGUUAUUAUACCGUUAAUCUGUUCAAUCGCAGGGUUUUGAACAUUUGGAACAUUUGAUUAUAUAGAGAUGGAGUAUAAGAGGAGUACGAGUUCGAUGACUCCGGAUCAGAGCGGAAAAGUUGGAGUCGGAAUGGUUGCGAAUCCGGUUCCGUUUCUUACUCCGAGACCAGAACGCAGGCGUCCGGAUUCUAGAGGUGUUGAUUGGGGUUCGAGUAAAGCUGAGAAGGAUCGUGGUGAAGUUAAUAUUCAGGUUUUGCUUAGAUGCAGGCCCUUAACCGAUGAAGAACAAAAGUGCAACGUACCGAAGGUGAUAACAUGCAAUGAACACAAAAGAGAAGUCUCUAUAUUGCAAAAUGUUGCUAACAAGCAAGUGGACAAAAUCUUCACCUUUGACAAGGUUUUCGGACCCAAAGCACAACAGAGGUCAGUAUACGACCAAGCAAUCUAUCCUAUUGUAAAUGAAGUGCUUGAGGGCUUCAAUUGCACAGUGUUUGCAUAUGGUCAAACCGGUACCGGAAAAACAUACACAAUGGAGGGAGGCAUGAGAAAUAAGGGGGGAGAAUUACCUGCUGAGGCUGGUGUAAUUCCAAGAGCAGUUCGUCAAAUAUUUGAUACUUUAGAGGCUCAAAAUGCUGAUUAUAGCAUGAAAGUUACUUUUUUGGAACUUUACAACGAAGAAAUAGUCGAUCUUCUUACCACAGAAGACUGCACUAGACCUUCAGAGGACAGGCAAAAGAAGCCCAUUUCAUUAAUGGAAGAUGGAAAAGGUUGCGUUUUUGUAAGAGGUUUAGAAGAAGAAGCUGUGUACAGCGCAAAUGACAUUUAUAACCUUUUAGAACGCGGUGCUGCUAAAAGGCGUACCGCAGAUACAUUGUUAAAUAAGCGCAGCAGUCGUUCUCAUUCAGUUUUUACAAUAACCGUACAUGUCAAACAAGCAACGGUUGGUAGUGAGGACCUUGUUAAAUAUGGAAAGCUCAAUCUUGUUGAUUUGGCAGGAUCAGAAAAUAUUUCUCGAUCAGGUGCCCGAGAUGGUAGAGCAAGGGAAGCUGGAGAAAUAAACAAGAGCUUGCUUACUUUGGGUCGUGUCAUUAAUUCACUUGUGGAACAUUCGGGUCAUGUGCCUUACAGGGACAGUAAGCUGACAAGACUGUUACGCGACUCACUUGGUGGGAAAACCAAAACAUGCAUCAUUGCAACGGUUUCUCCAUCUGCUCAUUGUCUAGAAGAAACAUUAAGCACUUUAGAUUACGCACACCGUGCUAAAAACAUUAAGAACAAGCCAGAGGCAAAUCAGAAAAUGUCAAAAGCUAUGCUUUUGAAAGAUAUGUAUUUGGAAAUAGAGAAAAUGAAACAAGAUCUUCGAGCAGCUAGGGAAAAGAAUGGUGUUUAUAUUUCACAUGAAAGAUAUGCACAAGAAGAAGCUGAAAAGAAGCUGAAGAACGAAAAGAUAGAGCAGCUGGAGGCUGAUCUAAACCUCAACGAGAAGGAAGUAAAUAGAUAUCGUGAGCUCUACGAAAGUGAACAGGAAAGGAGUUCGAGUUUAGAAAGGGAUCUUAACCAUUGCAAGGAAAAUUUGGAGAAAAGUAACAAGGCGUUGUUAGAUAUUCAAGGAAAGCAUAAGGAAGCCAUGUUAAUGUUGAAAAAGAAAGAUUUUUUCAUCUCCAAACUUUUGGAUUCAGAAAACUGUCUAGUUGAACAUGCCAAAGGUCUGCGAAACAAACUACACGAUGCAUCAGAAGACGUGACCAAAUUAUCUUCCAAAAUAGAUUAUAAGAGCAAGUUAGAAGCCGAAAACAACGGUCUGCUUACGUCAUUUAGUUAUCAGCUAGAUCACAGCUUAAAAGACCUGCAAAAAGUUUUUGUAAGUUCGGUUUCACAACAACAACAACAAAUGAGAUCCAUGGAAGAACACGUCUCUUUGUUCCUCGAUAGUAAACAUGAUAAUGCCCAGAUCUUGGAAUCUAGAAUCAACAAGAUAACAGAUACGUACACUUCAGGCAUGACGGCAUUAAAGAAGCUUGUUGACACACUGCAAAUGGAAGCUUCAUCUGAUUUACUUAACAUGAAGUCCAAAGUAUCUAAUCAGAUAAUGGCAGUUGAGAAUAUAAUUCAAAAUGCAGUUAUGGAGGCUAAAAAUGCCACCUGUGAUAUUCAGAAUUCUAUAUCCGAUCAAAAGCAAAUGUUGGCUUUAUCUGCUCAACAACAUGAAGAGGGACUACAUAAGAGUUUGGUUUCGGCACACGAAAUCUCAACGGCAACGAUUAAUUUCUUCAAUAGUCUUAGUCAGCAAGCUACUAAACUAAUGGCAGCUCUCGAACAAAAUCAUAAAACUCGAUCUCUUGAGCUAGCAGCAUUCGAGAGAAACUUCAAGGAAGAUGCAGCUAGAGAACAACAGCUGGCAAUAGAAAACAUUUCUGAAAUUUUAAGGAACUUAACAUUAAAACAAACAUCAAUGGUUACUAAUGCAUCACGAAAGGUUGACGAAUCAAGUUCACAAGAUAACGAGAAGUUGUUGAAAGACUUGUCUGACAUGGUGCAAAUUACAAAUGACGGAAAACGUGAGGUGAAUGAAUAUAUGGAGACAUCGAAAAUUCAUUAUACAGAAGACACGUUUAUUUCAACUGAAAAUCGAGCUGUUAUGGAGAAUUGCCUUGAAGAGUGCACAAACAAGAUCGGGAAGUCUUUACAACACUGGGAUAACACAAAGUUAGUUAUCGAUCAACUUAAUGAGAGUAGUAUGGUUGAUACAGAAUCAUUUAUAAGCGAAACGAUUCGUGUAAAUAAACUCAGAAGUGACGAUAUUGCUGCAACACAUAUGUCUAUGGAUGCAUUGUUUAAGUCAGAAGCUAGCGAUCUGAAAUCAUCAGUUAAUGAUUCGUUGAAGCGGGACCAAGAAAUGAAGAAAGAGUUUGACUCCAGGUCAAAGAUAUUUUUGGAUCACCUGACAUGCUUAAAAGACAAGCAUGGUGACACAACUGAAAAUAUGCUAAACAAAACUGAAAGCCUAAAGAAAGACUAUCAGGUUGAUCAUGAUUCAACUCCAACAAAACAUGAAAUAGACGUACCUAGCUUGACAUCCAUCGAGGCAUUGCGAACACCGUCUUUUACAGAUCUUUUAGCAACGACAAAUAUUGUUUGCGAAAACCGACAAACUUAUGUGGAAAAUGGAAGCAAAUUCAAAUAUCAUCAUCAACAAAUAACCUCAGGAUCUCCAAACAGAAGCCCCUUUGCAGAUGUUAACUAAUUUUUUUAAGGUUAUAUGUCAUAUAUGCAAAAUCAUGAUCUACCGAUGCAGUUUAAGAUUAAAGUAUACUCAUCUACUGAUGAGUAUGAAUGUUGUAAUGAAAUUGAGUAAGCUAAAUUUUUAUUGUGGUAUUUAUCGUAAAUUGUAUUGUUUAUUCC